This is a messenger RNA of Magallana angulata, 3469 nucleotides long. RefSeq lists its product as uncharacterized. The transcript is spliced from 7 exons. Gene Ontology annotation, cellular component: SCF ubiquitin ligase complex. Gene Ontology annotation, biological process: SCF-dependent proteasomal ubiquitin-dependent protein catabolic process. Bases 283 to 2622 code for a protein of 779 amino acids. Lineage: Eukaryota; Metazoa; Mollusca; Bivalvia; Ostreida; Ostreidae. Gene Ontology annotation, molecular function: protein binding. The record is from RefSeq and is a predicted model, not a curated record.
UUCCCCCGAAAUGUCAGCACAAUAGAUUAUAGAGCCACAGGCAUUGGGAAUAGUGCUUUGGAUUAAAGUUUUCAUGCAAAGAAACAGUGAACAAAUUUAUGUGAGUAUAUGGACAAAUGCGGACACUUUGCAGGAACAAUACUACAACGUUAGAUUCUCCAGGCAACUUCAAAUUAUUUUAACCUUCGGUUCACAGUGGGUAACUCUGUAUUUUCAACAAUAUAUCAGGCAGAGGAAUCUUCAUGAGAAAAAAGUGAGGUUUAUAAAGGGGAACAACUCGCAAUGGAGGAGGGAAACCGUCCCUGUAAAAGGAAGCGGACCGACCAGGAGCGGGAAGGCUCUCCAGAGAUACACAGAAAAUCCGAAUCCCAUCUUGAUAUCCAGACCUCGAGCUCCGGAUCAUGUGGAUCAGGGGGGUUGGAAUGUGGGAAACUCUCGGGGUCAUGUGACUGUGAUAAAAAUAGAUUGAACAGUAAUCAGAACUGUUCAUUUAGUCUAAGCCAGUCUAACUGUAAUAAAUGUACUCAAGGUGAAUGUAAUAACUCAGAUGGAUUCUGUGAUUGUAAACGAUCAUGCCAAGAGCGUAAUAUAAAUAUUACCUCAGUAACCUCACAUGAACUCUCCCCUUCCACUGCUGAUCUUCCAGAGAAGGGUGCCUCAACGUCAAAUUCAAAGACAGCAUUACAAGUUUUAGAAUCAUUACAAUUUUUGAAUUCCACACCACUUAGUUUACCUGUAUUUAAACAAGAUUUGGUACAGUGCUCUUCAAAAUUGACAGCUAGUACUAGUGCAUUGCCUAAAACUUCAACUGAAAAUAGUAGGCUAGGCAAACUAGACACUGCCUCUGUUUCAUUACAGGGUAGCUCUAAAGCAGAUUUGUCAGCCGAUUGUGAUAAGGCAAGUCCUUUAGAUACUGAAAAUUCUGUCGACUCAAAUGACCUUAUGAACUCUGACCCUAAAUCACCCCUGGACCCCUUGAUGAACUUGUGUUCUUGCUCAAACAGUGGUAGUCCUAGUCAGGAGAGUGUAGCUUAUAAGGUCUGUAAUCCUGGAUUUGAAGUUCUCUGUUCCCCUUCUAGAAAUAGCUCAUCUAACAAAUCAAAUGAGGAUCACAUUAAAGAAGUAGACGUUGAGAAUGGAGAAGAGACUAUCAGGGGAGGUAAACAGAGCAGCCUGCACAACGAACCCUCAUCCGUGACAGAUUUGAUCACUUCUAGAAGAGCAACUAAAUUCCAAAUCCAGAGAAGUCUUGGGGAAAGUUCGGAAAAUAUCCGACGGACAUCCUGGAGUUUAUUCCAUGAUCAGAACAAUAGUGCGGACAAUGUUCCGAACUUGAAUAAAAAAUCAGAUCUGGUGUCUGAACCUGUCAAGUCAGAAGGCUCUUUAGGUUCAACGCUGAAACUUAGAUUUCGAGGUGAGAGUUCUGUGAAGAAGGAGGCGUGUCCUUAUGUGACAUCAGUCAGUCAUAUUAAUGAUCUCCCGCCCACAAUACUCGUGUACAUUCUAAGACAUUUAAGAAUGAGUGAAUUACUACAUAGGGCUUCAUUGGUGUGCAAACUGUGGCAUCAGCUUGUGUACGACCCUGACCUUUGGAGGAGGAUCGACCUUAAGUAUCAACACAAGGUCACUGAUACACAGCUGUUGACCUUGACCCAGAUAAGUGACAGAGUGACCCACAUUGACAUCAGUGACACCCACAAUCUGACCUCUGAGGCCGUGGAGCAUGCUCUGAAGUGGUGCACUCAUCUGAGGUCACUCCAUAUGUCAAGGGGUUACAAGCUGAGUGAUGGCGUCCUAGAGGUGGUGGGCCAGAAUUGUCACAGACUGCAGACCCUCAUCAUGGAUGGCUGCUACAAAAUCACCAACAAUGGGCUCUUAAAGAUGGCGGAGGGCUGUCCUGAUCUGAGGAAGAUAAACCUGAGUCGGUGUUCGUACCGCGUCACAGAUGACGGUGUUCUGGCCGUUGCCGAGAACUGUCCACGACUGAGGGAGGUUAUUCUGGCCUAUCUUUCCGAGGUGACAGACACUUCCUGUGUCAGGCUGUGCGAGAUGUGUUCUGACCUUGAGGUCGUGACCUUGAUGUUUUCUGGGGUCAGCGAGAAGGGGGUCCGGUCCCUGACCAAGCUCCGUAAACUUAAGGUUCUUGACAUCUCCAGCCUGCCUGGCAUCUCGCCAGCAGAUGUCGCCUCCCUGACCCAGUACUGCCCCGACCUUGAGGCGAUGAACGUCUCCUUAAACCCACAGAUAGAUGAUGCGUGUCUGCUGCAGGUCGUUAAGUACGGACGCAAGCUCCACCUACUACAGUGUGUGUCCUGUCACGUCACGGACCAUUUUAUGAGUGAGGUGGGAAAGUACACAAAGACCCUGAAAAACCUGGACAUAGGGUGGUGCCAGGAAGUGACGGACAACGGAAUCCGCACGCUGUCCGCCACCUGUCAAUCCUUGCGGUACCUUGGUCUGAUUCGAUGUGAUGCAGUCACCGCGGAUGCUGUAGAAGAACUCGUGGCGAAAUAUCCACAAAUCACGUACUCAACAUUUAUACUUGAGUCCAAGAAACUGAUCGAGCGAGCCCGGAGGGAGGGGUUCAUGUUUAAUGAUGAUCAAGUCAACAUGCUGGUGUAGACUUUAUAUAGAAUUGUCUUGUUAAAAUGGAUAAAUGUAUUUGUGGUUUCAGUGGAAGAAUUGAAUGGGAAAUGUUAUCUUUAAUUAGACUAGAAUUGAAUUAAAAAACUCAGUAUGCUGUUUGAUGGAAAGAUGUGAACUGUCUAGUGAUCAGACAUUGUGUCGUCUGUAAACAAACUCCUAUUUAUUGUGAAUUUUAAUUUUAUGUCUUGCUGAUCAAAAUCAUGUAGACUUGUCAAUGAGAGGAAGAUAUGGUCAAGACUUUAUAUGCCUUGUUGGAGUGUAACCUGUUAUUGUGAAAUUGAAUGCAUUGCUUAGAACCAUUUUAACAAGACCUUGGACUUUCAGUAGGACGUAACUAUCUAUGUGUAGCGUCAAAACAAGUUAACUGAUUUAAAGCAAAAUAUGCACUGAUUGUGUAGUCUUUGCUCAAAAGCAGACAAAUCUUGUUGAUUUCAAAGACCCAUGACAGAGUGGCCAACAAUAAAUUGACAUAUGCCUGUUUGACACAACUACCCAAAGUCCAAGAUCUUGUUAAAAUGGUUCUAUAUAGAUGACCAUAUAGCUUCUAGCACCUAGUACCUCUGGCAGAUAGGGGGCGGGGACAAUAUAUUGACUCUGCGAGAUAUGGUACAUAAGUGCAUGUUAGGGAAGCUCCAUGAUUAUAGCAAAUUAACCAUCAGAUCUAACUUAUUUCUUUUAAAACUAUGUUCAAGCUAUAAACUUUCAUUUAAUAAAGAACAAUUUCAGAACUUUGUAAAUUUGAUAACUUUCCCAUAUCUUUAUAAAUUUUAGAGUUCUUCUUCUUAGGGAGAUUCAUAAGGUCUAAAUAAAAUGGCCACGACCA